Phyllotreta striolata is the source of this 1488-nucleotide messenger RNA. Lineage: Eukaryota; Metazoa; Arthropoda; Insecta; Coleoptera; Chrysomelidae. The record is from the annotation of a GenBank genome assembly.
AUGUGGCCUAUUCGAGACGUUGUUCUAAUGUACAGGUUUUUGUAUGAAAAAUUUCAGGGCAACAUCCAGGAGACGGCCCUUUUGCUCUACAGGGAAAUGGCACCCGUAUUGGAUAAUCAUUAUAGUGGGAUUUUAACCAGUGAAGAAAACCUACAAGUCUUCAAAUUGUUAGGAAACCGAUGCCAAUCCCUAUGUACAACAGUAGUCCAGCUAUAUUUAACGAAGCCCCCGGAACACUCGCACUGGUUCAAGAAGAGUACAGGGAUCCUGUGCUUCGUCAAAGAUAACACGAAGAAGAACUUCUUCUUCCGCCUGUUCUGCAUCCAACGGAACAUGAAGGUAUGGGAACACCAAAUGUACAACAACAUGGAGUACAUCGAGGGUACUCCUUUCUUCCACAUGUUCGAAGGCGAAAACUGCUUGGUCGCCUUCAAUUUCGCCAACAUCGAGGAGGCCCGAGACCUCCGGAUAGUCGUUCACCAGAAAAUCCAGGCCCGAAAGCGGCGAGAGGAGAAACGUUGUCGCCAAAUCAGCCAAAGCCAAACCCUACCGUCGCCUACUACGCAUUUAAACCUCAACUACAAGAAAACCCUCGAUCCUUCCGUUAAGAACAACAAGCGGAAAAAAGUGAUGAUUACUAAAAAGGACAUCGGCAUUCCUAGGGAUUUCAAACACAUCUCGCACGUAGGCUGGAAUUCAACGUCCGGUUUCGAUAUUAGUACUGAAGAUGAACAACUCAAAGCCUUCUUUAAAAAGGCUGGAGUAUCUGAACGUCAUCUCAAAGACAAGAAAACCCGCGAAUACAUAUAUGAAUUCAUCAACGCCAACGGAGGUCGCGAAGUAAUCGAUCAAACGAACGAACAAGUAGACAAUCACGUCGCCGCCCCGCCGGCCGUGCCCCCUCGGGCGCCGCACCUGGUCCAACGCCCGCCGCACGUCCGCAUCGCCCCGCCGCCCCCGAUACCCAACAAAAACAGCAUCAACAGCGCGCGGAAGUCGCGCAUGGACGUGCCGCCUCCCAGGAAACCCGCCCCCGUACCCAACGCCGCCCCUUCGGCGACGUCCACGCCGCCCCCGCCGCCUCCGCCGCCGCCCGUCUUCGAGGAAGCGGAGAAGGAUCACAAACCCGGCGCGCCGCCACCUCCGCCGCCGCUCGACUCCUUUGUAGCGUCCAUCAACGAAGGCAACUCCGCCUUGCUGGAAAGCAUCCGAAACGGCACAACUCUCAAGCGCGUGGAAGCGAGAACAAUAGCACCGGCGCAGGAGGACCCGCGCGGCGACCUGCUGAGCGAGAUCAGGAAGGGUUGCAAGCUGCGUCCGGUGGACGAGAGGGAGCUGAAGCCGACGCCGAGCGCCCCGACGUCGAGGAGCGACGAUCUGGCGAGCGCGCUGGCCAGGGCGCUGGCGAAGCGCAGCGAGGUGAUCCAUUCGGAGGAAGACGACGACGGCGGCGCGUCGGAUUCCGGCGAUUCCGAAUGGGACGAUUGA